This is a messenger RNA of Talaromyces proteolyticus, 1969 nucleotides long. RefSeq names its product major facilitator superfamily domain-containing protein. Gene Ontology annotation, molecular function: transmembrane transporter activity. NCBI's taxonomy places the organism in Eukaryota, Fungi, Ascomycota, Eurotiomycetes, Eurotiales, Trichocomaceae. The coding region runs from base 1 to 1725 and encodes 574 amino acids. The transcript is spliced from 6 exons. Gene Ontology annotation, biological process: transmembrane transport. The record is from RefSeq and is a predicted model, not a curated record.
AUGAAGGACACGGAUAAUACCUCUCCUGUCAGUAAAAUGGAUCUCGAGCUUGAGCACCUUGAAAGCGUGACCCAGGGGACAACUCGAUUGUAUGACGGCGCAUUCAUUCGCCUGGUGCCCAUGCCCUCGAACCAUCCUGAUGAUCCAUUGAAUAUGAGGUCCUACAGAAGAACACUGGCUAUUAUAUCGGUUCUUUUCUAUGGCGCCAUUGCGAUUGCUAUGCAGCAAAUCAUGGCAUCUUUUCUCCCGGUGUUUAUGCUCGAGUAUGCUGGCCUAGAUCCCAAAUUGCUAAAUAACCCCGGGGGUCUUAAUGGCGUGUUGGCUGGACGGUUGGGGCCGAUACAGGGUGGUGCAGGUGGCCCUCUUCCUGCAGCCAGUGGAAGCAGCAAUCCUCUUGCGGCGCUCGCUGCUAUACCUGGAGCACAACCACUCAGCAGAGUGAAUUUUCUGGCUUCAUUUCCCGUCCUGAUGGUUGGUUUGAGCAAUUACUUCCUCAUCCCACUUGCUGUCACAUUUGGACGUCGUCCCGUCAUGAUCUUUUGCGGAGCCAUCGCCUGGACUGCCUGCGUUUGGGCAGGUCGAAGCACAUCUCUGUCUUCACAUAUUGCCGCCAGAUGCAUUCAAGCUAUUGGUGCCGGAGCGGUUGAGAGUCUGAUUCCACUGAUUGUACAAGAUAUGUCAUUCAUUCAUCAACGAAACCGCGCUAUCGGCAUGGUCUGGGCGUCCCAGGGCGUCAUCACAAUUUCGCUUGGUAUUGGCGCGAACUAUAUUGUAUCCCGUAUUAGUUGGCGUUGGUUAUAUUUCAUCGGAGCAAUCAUUACCGCGGUAUCUUGGCUAAUGAUUAUCUUCCUGAUGCCCGAAACCCGUUGGGAACGUUCACCCUCCGAACUCAGAGGCGAAAAAGACGACCUAGACCCGACAAAACGGCGACCAGAUAUUGACUAUGAGACCUACGGCCGUCCUACACCCUGGUCAGAAUUUGGAUUCUUCCGAAAUGGCGGAGUCAAUGCAAAGGCCGGACUUGAGGCGGUGGUUGGAAUCAUGUCAAGUUUGACCUUACCAGCGGUCAUCUACUGUGUGAUCAUGAACGCAGUGCUCUUGGGUAUCAGCUUGGGAGCUAGUCUCACGGCCACGACGGUGCUUUUGGCGCCACCAUACAAUUGGCCAUUCUCCAGCUUGGGCUUGCUUGUCAUCGCGCCGUUUAUCGCUAGCAUUUUUGUGGCCGUUAUUGGGGGAUAUCUGUCCGACAAGACUACUAAUUAUCUCACCAAGAAGUCUGGUGGCGUUCGCGAGCCCGAGGCUCAUCUCUGGAACUUUAUAUUUCCAUUGUUGGCGGGCGUGGUGGGCAGUGUUCUAUACGGUGUCGGGGGAACACUCGUUGAGACCGUCCAUUGGAUGUGCCUGUUAUCCGGGAUCUGCCUGUUAACAUUUUCUUUUCUCACAGUGAAUGUGCAGGCCUCCGUAUUUUGCAUUGAGAGCUAUCCCACCUUGGCAGGACCGGUUCUUGUCAACGUCUCCAGCUUCCGUAACAUCAUCGGCUUUGCCUUCACGUAUGGAAUACCAGAUUGGGUCGCAGGCAUCGGAUAUCUUAAAACCUAUGGCAUUUUCGCUGCCAUCAUUGCAUUAAUGAUGGUUCCUCUACCCAUGUUCUUCCUGUAUGGCAAAAGCUUCAGAAAGUGGGGCGGGUUUGCCAACAAUUCCGCGGCUAAUGGCGUGAAGAAUUGAUGCCUCGAGGUGACAGUGCUACCUACAUUACAACAGCUGAGAAUUUUAUAUAAACUAGUCAAUUCCGUCCCAAGAUGCAAGAGUAAAGGAUCCCCAAGCGAAGCAAUAUAUAUAGGAGGCGUUUAAAUGGGGCGGCGCUACAUCGCCACCCCCCAAAGUGAUUUUUCAAUGUUGAUUCCAUAGCCGGUACAGCGCUCGCCACAUGUGACAUCAAAGCUCUAGUUUCUAGUUUCCAGUUCAAAAU